This is a messenger RNA of Rhincodon typus (whale shark), 1675 nucleotides long. It is a transcript of the gene otx1, whose product is annotated as orthodenticle homeobox 1. Gene Ontology annotation, biological process: regulation of transcription by RNA polymerase II; multicellular organism development. Gene Ontology annotation, cellular component: nucleus. NCBI's taxonomy places the organism in Eukaryota, Metazoa, Chordata, Chondrichthyes, Orectolobiformes, Rhincodontidae. Gene Ontology annotation, molecular function: DNA-binding transcription factor activity, RNA polymerase II-specific; RNA polymerase II cis-regulatory region sequence-specific DNA binding. The coding region runs from base 409 to 1362 and encodes 317 amino acids. The transcript is spliced from 5 exons. The record is from RefSeq and is a predicted model, not a curated record.
CUGGGAAAGUAGUGCUCCGGCGUCACCUGGAGACGAGCUGUCAAUCAUGAGUAAUUCGCUGGGUGAUUGGUGAAGGGCGGAUCAUUGUCGGGCAGUUCCGCUAGAGCAGCGCUCACUUAGAGAAGGCUGCAGCAACUGGAGCGCAGUGAUCAAUUCUCCAUUGAGUCAGAAUAGAUAGCAGGCUCCUGCUUGCAUUUUACUGAGUUCCUGACUCCAGGCCUGGUCUAAAAUAUUCUCAGGCGCCUGGAAUCUGGUGACUGCAGCAAAAACGACACUUUAUUUUUCGGCCGAAAUCUGCAAGUCUUUUCUCUUUAGCGGAGCACGAAAGGUUGACUGGCCUGGACUUUGGGAAUUGUCCGAGGGACACGCUGCCUUUUCCCUGGCUUUGGAAGAUCGCCAUUCGUUAGUAUGAUGUCAUACCUCAAGCAGGCUCCGUACGGGAUGAACGGUCUCGGGCUGAGUGGCCCUGGGAUGGAGUUACUCCAUCACUCGGUGGGAUAUCCCGCGACCCCGCGCAAACAGCGGAGAGAGCGCACCACAUUCACCCGCUCCCAGCUCGAUGUGUUGGAGUCUCUGUUCGCAAAAACUCGUUACCCUGACAUCUUCAUGAGAGAGGAAGUGGCGUUAAAAAUUAAUCUUCCCGAAUCCAGAGUGCAGGUUUGGUUUAAGAACCGCCGAGCUAAAUGCCGCCAGCAACAGCAGAACGGGGGCGGCGGCGGCAGCAAGGCCAGGCCGCCCAAGAAGAAGUGUUCCCCGGGCCGGGAGAGCAGCGGCUCAGACAGCAGCGGGCAGUUCACGCCGCCAGCCGCCUCCAGCUCCUCGGGCAGCGGCCCCAGCACCAACUCGAACCCGGCCUCGGUGCUCAGCACUCCGGCGGCGGCAGCGUCCAUCUGGAGCCCGGCGUCAAUCUCCCCGGGGGCGGCGGGCCCUGAAGCUCUGAGCGCCGCCGGCGCCUCGUGUAUGCAGCGCUGUCCGUCCGGCUCGGGCAGUGCCUACCCGCUGGCGUACGGCCAGGGCAGCGGCUACAGCGGGGCCUAUCCCGCCUCAUCUUCCUACUUCAGCGGCGUGGAUUGCAGCUCGUACCUGGCACCCAUGCACUCCCACCACCCUCCCCACCCUCACCACCAACUCUCUGCCCAUAGUACCACUGCGCUCAGCCCAAUGAGCAGCUCCCCAAUGCCAGGGCACCACCUCAGUCAGAGCCCAGCUCACCAGGGCUACAGCGGGCCAGGACUGGCGUUCAACUCCGCCGACUGUCUGGAUUAUAAAGAGCAAGCAACAUCUUGGAAACUCAACUUCAACACCAGUGACUGUUUGGAUUAUAAAGAGCAGGCUCCCUCCUGGAAGUUCCAAGUUUUGUGAAACUCGGUUUAACGCUCCAGAUUUGGAGCCUUUUAAUCAUUCUCCAACCCCAUUUUCUGAACUUGUUGCUUCUCUGUUCUGAUUUGACGGAGAGAACAGGCUGGGACUUCACGUUGUUAACUGUUUGCUGGGUUCAUUUCCAUUUUUCCGUCUCUUUUAGGUGUUGACAAUCAAAGCUGGUGUCUGUUUUAAUUGGAUUAUGCUGAGUGUAGGUGUUUGAGACAGAACCAAUCUCAUUGUCAUGCCCUAGGAUGCAACAUUACUGUACAACACAAACCUGCUAAAACCUUUCAAUAAAGUGUAUUGAACGAAA